Anopheles nili is the source of this 1251-nucleotide messenger RNA. RefSeq names its product dipeptidase 1. Gene Ontology annotation, molecular function: metallodipeptidase activity. Lineage: Eukaryota; Metazoa; Arthropoda; Insecta; Diptera; Culicidae. Gene Ontology annotation, biological process: proteolysis. Bases 1 to 1251 code for a protein of 416 amino acids. The record is from RefSeq and is a predicted model, not a curated record. The transcript is spliced from 8 exons.
AUGCGUCGCCGGAAGCCUAUCGAAGGCUUCAUUCUGUGCGGGAUUUUCUUCUGGACAAUAAUCGCCCAUCUGAUUUCGACAUGCCUCGCCAUCCAGCUCGAGGAGCGGAUGGAGAUCGUGCGCAAAGUGCUGAAGGAAGUGCCUUUAAUCGAUGGACACAACGAUCUACCGUGGAAUAUACGGAAGUUCCUCAAAAACCAAUUACGCGAGUUCCGGUUUGGGGAGGAUCUCCGCGACAUCACACCCUGGUCGACGAGUGCCUGGAGCCAUACGGACUUGCGGCGCUUGAAAGAGGGCAUGGUUUCAGCACAGUUCUGGUCGGCUUAUGCGCCCUGCUCGUCGCAACAUUUGGACGCAGUGCAAUUAACGCUGGAGCAGAUCGAUCUCAUACGACGGCUAGUCAAUCUCUACCCGCAGCACAUGGCCCUGGUCACAACGGCCGAUGGCAUCGAGGAAAGCCAUCGAUCGGGCAAACUGGCGAGUUUGAUCGGUAUCGAGGGAGGCCAUUCGAUUGGCACCAGUCUCGGAGUGCUGCGGACCUUCUACCAGCUAGGUGCUCGCUACCUCACACUCACGCACACAUGCAACACCCCGUGGGCGGACUGCUGCAAAGUUGAUGAGCCAGGCCGGGUGCCUCAUAUCGGCGGGUUGUCCCAUUUCGGUACGCUCGUCGUCACCGAGAUGAACCGGCUCGGGAUGAUCGUGGACCUGUCGCACGUGUCCGUGCCGACGAUGUUGGACGCGCUGGCCACCUCAAAGGCUCCCGUCAUCUUUUCGCACUCGUCUGCUCACGCCAUCUGCAACAGCUCACGCAACGUGCCCGACCACGUGCUCAAGCGGAUCGCCGUUAACGGGGGGCUCGUCAUGGUUGCAUUCUAUCCCCAUUUUGUGAGCUGCGGCGAAAAGGCCACCCUUAAGGAUGUCGUGGCUCACAUCAACCACAUCCGAGAUGUGGCAGGAGUCGAUCACGUUGGCAUUGGCGCUGGAUAUGACGGAGUGAAUUUGGUGCCCCAAGGACUCGAGGAUGUCUCCAGGUAUCCCUACCUGUUCGCAGAACUGCUAGAAUCAGAACGGUGGACCGAGGAAGACAUAGCAAAGCUAGCCGGUCGGAAUCUCAUACGAGUGUUCCGGCAAGUCGAACAGGUACGGGACCAACUGGAAGCCCAGGGAAUGCUGCCCAUCGACCAAUCGAUACCACCGGAGGAUAUUCUUGGCCGCUCGUAUUGCCGCUACUCGGGACCACGGACGUGA